Molecule: messenger RNA, 1437 nt
Organism: Lolium rigidum
Lineage: Eukaryota; Viridiplantae; Streptophyta; Magnoliopsida; Poales; Poaceae
Product: amino acid transporter AVT1H
Exons: 2
Coding region: 1-1437 (478 amino acids)
Biological process (GO): amino acid transmembrane transport
Cellular component (GO): vacuolar membrane
Molecular function (GO): amino acid transmembrane transporter activity
Source: RefSeq, a predicted model, not a curated record
AUGGCGAGCUGGUGGUGCCGGUUGCUGUGCCCGCAGCCUAAGCAGGUGGCGAGCGAGAGCGUGCACGGUGCUCGGCUUGCAGCGCAACGGCUGAGCAGGCGCUGCGAUGCCUGCGACGUCGAGGCCGGCGAGCCUUGCAAGUGCGCACGGGGGCUAGAGGAAGAGGGGGAGAAGGUCGCUGGCGACGGGAGGGUCGCGGCCGUGGCAAUGACCGGUGAGCAGCACCACAGCAAGCCUACCAGCACCUUUGUCCAGUCGGUCAUCAACAUGGUUGGGAUGCUCAUAGGACUUGGGCAGCUCUCCACUCCAUAUGCCUUGGAAAACGGCGGUUGGGCCUCAGUUUUCCUCCUUGUGGGCCUUGGCAUCAUGUGCGCCUAUACCGCACACAUCAUCGGCAAGUGCCUAGACGAGGACCCUAGCUCCAAGACAUACCAGGAUAUCGGCCACCAGGCGUUCGGCUCAAAGGGUCGGGUGAUCGCCUCCGCGUUCAUCUACCUCGAGAUCUUCUUCGCUCUUGUCUCUUACACCAUCUCCCUCAGCGACAACAUACCACUCGUCUUCGCCGCCGGUGUACGCCUCCACCUGCCAUGGCUACGCCUCAGCACCACACAACUGCUCACUAUCAUCGCCGUACUGGUGGCUCUUCCCAGCCUCUGGCUAAGGAAUCUAUCUUCCAUCUCCUUCCUCUCCUUCGUCGGCAUCGUCAUGUCGAUGAUCAUCUUCUCCACCAUCGUGUGCACCGCGGCAUUCAGCAGCGUCGGCCUGGGAAAGCACAUCCCUGCCCUGAGGCUUGACAGGAUCCCAGCGGUGUCUGGUCUGUACAUGUUCAGCUACGCCGGCCACAUCGUGUUCCCCAACAUCUACACGGCCAUGAAGGACCCCUCCAGCUUCACGAAGGUCUCUAUCACGAGCUUCUCCCUCGUCACCGUGCUCUACACGGCUCUGGCGUUCGUCGGCGCAAGCCUCUUCGGCCCCGCCGUGAACUCCCAGGUCACGCUCAGCAUGCCGCCACGGCUCGUGUUCACCAGGGUGGCGCUGUGGGCGACCGUGCUCACGCCGGUCACAAAGUACGCGCUCGAGUUCGCGCCCUUCGCCAUCCAGCUCGAGCACCACCUGCCGGCGACCAUGGAGCCUCGUGCUCGGGUAAUCAUCCGUGGCAGCAUCGGCUCGGCGGGGCUUCUCCUCAUCCUGGCAUUGGCGCUCUCGGUUCCAUAUUUCCAAUACGUGCUCAGCCUCACCGGAUCGCUCAUCAGUGUGGCCAUCUCGGUCAUCUUCCCCUGCGCCUUCUACCUCAAGAUCCGCUGGGUCCGGCUGUCGAGACCUGUCAUCGUGCUGAAUGCGUCAAUGAUCGCCCUUGGGUUUGUUCUCGCUGUUGUGGGAACUGCCUCAUCGGCUAAGUUGCUGGUGCAAAGUAUACAGAGUGGGCAUGUAGCGUAA